CCACGACGAGGCUGUGCAGUGAUGGGAGGUCAGGUACCUGCCGGGGAGCAAGAGGCUCUCUCCUCGAGAUGGCUGCCUUCUUCUCCAACCUGGUUCAGUUCCGGGGACUGUAUCAAAUGAUCUUAGUGCUGGGAAUUGGUGGUAGCUUCCCAUAUGGAUUCCACAUUUCUGUAAUCAACUAUCCUUCUGUGCACAUCAGGAAGUUUAUUAACGAAACGUGGAUCGAGCGACACGGCUCCCCCCUCCAUCCCGAGACAAUCAUGCUGCUGUGGUCCUUCAUCGUGUCUGUUUAUGGGAUAGGAGGGCUCCUGGGGUCCCUCUUCUGUACCUACGUGACUACAAAAUACAGGAAAAAAAAGUGCCAAAUAUUCACCAACCUGAUCAUGCUGGCAGCUGCACUUUUCAUGGCCUUCAGUAAAACAGCCAAAUCCUUUGAGAUGAUUCUGGUCGGGCGCCUUCUCUACGGCAUUGGUUCAGGUUUUUCUAUGUAUAUACAUCCUCAGUAUGUAGGAGAGAUUUCACCCAAGAAGCUGCGUGGAUUUGCCAACUCCACCGUUUCUGUUUUUCUGACCCUGGGAAAACUCACAGGACAGGUCGUUGGACUACGGGAGAUUUUAGGAAGCGAAGCUAUGUGGCCAUGGUUGUUAGCAUCUAGUGGACUUUCAGCAUUGGUUCAACUGGUUACCCUCCCAUUUUUCCCUGAUUCACCAUCCUACCUCCUGAUACAGAAGGGUAAUGAGGAAGCCUGCAGGAAAGCCAUCAGGAAGCUCUGGGGGGAAGGAGACCACCAAGCAGAAAUCGAUGACAUUAUGAAGGAGAAGGGUGCAAUGGGGAGCACGAAAACCUUGCGUGUCCUCGAAGUGAUCAAAGAGCCAUCUUUGCGCUGGCAGCUUUACUUCAUGAUGACUGUUAUGACCACCCUGCAGCUCAGUGGAAUCAAUGCAAUAUACUUCUACUCUUUUGAAGUGUUCCACACAGCCAAGUUUGAAGAAUACCUUAUCCCAUAUGCAUCCCUGGGAAUUGGGUUGUGUGAAUGCUUAUCCUCUAUACUGUGUAGCAGCCUCAUAGACCGGUUUGGGAGGAAGGUGCUGCUUUGGACAGGAUACACACUGAUGAGUUCUGUGCUAGCACUGCUUACCAUGACCCUGUCCCUGCAGCAUCGUUUUUUCUGGAUGCAUUACUUCAGCAUUAUCUUGAUCUUCCUGUUCGUUGUCUUCUAUGGAAGUGGACCAUCUGGAGCCUCUGUAGCUGUCAUGGUUGAAAUCUUCAGCCAGUCAUACAGACCAUCAGCCUUUCUGAUCAUUGGCUGUAUCAACUGGAUGGGACUGUUCGUACUUGGGGUGAUUUUUCCACUGCUUGUUGAUAACCUUGGACCCUUCUGCUUCCUCAUCUUUUUGGCAAUUCUUGCUUUAUCAGCAAUUUUCAUUUACCUAUAUCUUCCUGAGACCAAGGGAAAGUCAAUCAUGGAAAUAAAAGCAGAGUUCAACAAACUAAACUUUGGGAAAAAAGAAACCUCCUUCACCGAAAAUAACUUUCCUAAGGAACAGUUGGCUUGCACGAAGCUCUGAGUGUUCAGAGGAGAAAUUUGCAUCUCUUAGAAAAGACAGGAAACAAUGUUGCAAUAGAACUAAAAAGGAAACAUUAAAACCAGACUGCAAGA
Messenger RNA from Lepidothrix coronata (blue-crowned manakin), 1660 nucleotides. Its product is annotated as solute carrier family 2, facilitated glucose transporter member 11-like. The record is from RefSeq and is a predicted model, not a curated record. Lineage: Eukaryota; Metazoa; Chordata; Aves; Passeriformes; Pipridae. The coding region runs from base 69 to 1568 and encodes 499 amino acids. Gene Ontology annotation, molecular function: hexose transmembrane transporter activity. Gene Ontology annotation, biological process: monosaccharide transmembrane transport. The transcript is spliced from 13 exons. Gene Ontology annotation, cellular component: membrane.